Molecule: messenger RNA, 811 nt
Organism: Nymphalis io (European peacock)
Lineage: Eukaryota; Metazoa; Arthropoda; Insecta; Lepidoptera; Nymphalidae
Exons: 5
Coding region: 1-684 (227 amino acids)
Source: RefSeq, a predicted model, not a curated record
AUGAAUCCAAUAAACCAAUUAAAUAGUCUUAUUUCAAAAUGCAAAAAGAGCGAUCUAGCUUGUAUAGAAUCAUCUAUAAAUGAAGCACUACCGAAAAUAUUUGAUGGAAUCCCUGAACUAGGGGUUGAAAGUUCUGAUCCUAACUUUAUUAAGGUUAUUGAAGAAGAUAUAUCUAUAAUAAAAUAUAAGUUCACAAAUAGUUCUAUCACUGGAUAUAAAAACUGCAAUAUUACAAAAUUAAAAUUCAACGAUGAUAUGACAACAUUGAGUUGCGAUGUGAAUUGCCCGCCACUUUUAAUGAAUGGUCAAUACGAAGUUAAAGGGCAGCUUCUCGAUUUGCAGAUAGAGGGAAAUGGAGAUUUCGAAUUUACGUCAGGCUAUUAUUUAAUACAUCUUAGCGCUACAUUGGAAAUAAUAGAAGGCAGUGAUGGGAAAAAUCAUUUAGUUGUUGAAGACCUUAAACUAAGACCAAACCCGCUCACUGAAAUUAAAUAUAAGUUUCAAAACUUAUUCAAUGGAAAAAAAGAAUUAGCGGAAGUGAUGCACGAGUAUGCAAAAAAACACUGGCUGGAAAUCGCCUUGCUACUCCAACAUCCAAUUUGGUCAACUUCAUUUAAUGAAGUCCUUGGGCAUGUCAACAAAUACCUACAACACGUCGCCAUUGAGGAUAUAUUGGUGGACUAAGUCAGUUGUUUUAGCUUAUGUCCACUCAAUGGAAUUUGAAUCAUUAAAGUUUCGAUUACAUUUAUUGUUUUACGAAAUUACAGCCUACUAAAAAUUAUACGUAAUUAUAUAUAUAAUACACCGUAAU